AUGGUUUUCUUGCAGAAAGAAGCAUGGAGCGAAGAAGAGGAAACAGCCUUGGUUAUGGCACAUGCUGAAUUCGGAAACAGGUGGGUUGAAAUCUCAAAAAAGAUCCCAGGAAGAACUGAUAAUUCUAUUAAGAAUCAUUGGUACACAGUCAAACGCAGCCUACAAAUAGGGCAGAGUCAUCAGAAGACUAGUUCGAAGGGAAAUGACUGGCAUCCAAGUACUGUGUUACAAGACUACAUUAGGAGUAGUUGUAAGGUCACAGAGGAAUGUAUGAAGAAAAUUAUCAAACAUGCAAAAGAAACCCAGGGAAAUACUGCUCUGAAUGCCUAUCCUGCAUUGCUUGAACAAGGAAAGUCCCCUCAUGAGGAGAAAAACAACAACGGCACAGAAAACAAUGAGAUACAUCCAACUAAUGAAUCCGAAGAGAACAAUGUUUGGAAUGCCCCUCCAUUGCUUCAGCCAGAAGAUUUCAGCUUCAUGGAGAAAAAUGACAAGGAAUACUAUGACAUAUUUCAAGACCCUGAAUUGUUGUACUUCCUCUCGUCGCCUUCAUAUUACGGUUUCGGGUCUAGUUUUGAAGGCCAACAUCCUAAUUUGGAAUUUGAGAAUUCCCCAUUUAGUCAGAAUGAAUGA
Messenger RNA from Telopea speciosissima, 633 nucleotides. RefSeq names its product transcription factor MYB3R-3-like. Gene Ontology annotation, cellular component: nucleus. Bases 1 to 633 code for a protein of 210 amino acids. Gene Ontology annotation, biological process: regulation of DNA-templated transcription. Lineage: Eukaryota; Viridiplantae; Streptophyta; Magnoliopsida; Proteales; Proteaceae. The record is from RefSeq and is a predicted model, not a curated record. The transcript has a single exon. Gene Ontology annotation, molecular function: RNA polymerase II cis-regulatory region sequence-specific DNA binding; DNA-binding transcription factor activity, RNA polymerase II-specific.